This is a messenger RNA of Plodia interpunctella (Indianmeal moth), 1519 nucleotides long. RefSeq names its product DNA polymerase delta subunit 2 (gene PolD2). Lineage: Eukaryota; Metazoa; Arthropoda; Insecta; Lepidoptera; Pyralidae. The record is from RefSeq and is a predicted model, not a curated record. Gene Ontology annotation, molecular function: DNA binding. Gene Ontology annotation, biological process: DNA replication; DNA strand elongation involved in DNA replication. The transcript has 8 exons. Gene Ontology annotation, cellular component: delta DNA polymerase complex. Bases 135 to 1463 code for a protein of 442 amino acids.
AUCACAGCUGACAGCACAGUGAAGUGAAACAUCAAACAUCCCGCGCAAUCGGAUGGCUGCCUUGCAAAUUGAUAAUUUAUGCUUGCUUGCUAUUUAUUAAAUAUAGACGAAUAAAUACAUUAUAUAUAUUUAGAAUGCUUUUUAAAGUCGAAAGAAAUAACAGUACUGCAACAGAAGAGGAUUUUCGUCCCAACGAAUUAGAAAGACACAUUGAAGUCUAUACAGAUUAUUCUCAGCGAUUUUACAGAGUAUCUCGUGAUUUUUCUAAACAGUAUGCUCAUAUUUAUUCUGCUAGACUAAAUACAUUCCGUACCAUCCUCGAACCUGUUAUAAGAGAAAAGUGGCAACAAGACUACAAAAUCUUAAAACUAUGUCAACUUCGAGAUAAGAAUACACCUUGUGUUAUUAUUGGAACAUUAUUCAAAUUUCAACAGUUAAAGCCCAGCAUACUCAAAGAAUUAUCUGAUGAAUUGGAGAUAAUUCCUCAACCAACUAGGACCCACUUUGUGCAUGAAUCUGAUAGUUUAGUAUUAGAAGAUGAGCUGCAGAGAAUCAAGCUGGUUGGUGAUUCAAUUGAUGUGCAUCAAGUGGUUACUGGAGUAGUUUGUGCAGUCUUAGGUUCAGAGGAAGAGGAUGGAGUCUUCACUGUAAAAGAUGUGUGUUGGGCAGGAUGUGGUAUGCAAAAACCUUUGCCAGUACUCCCUAAUGACAGAUAUAUUGUUCUUGUGUCUGGACUAAAUAUGGCUUCAAAGGAAGCAGAUCACUUGUUUUCCUUACAUUUGCUACUUGAAUGGGUGUCUGGUAUGUCUGGGACAUUGACCUAUCAGGAAGAGCUUUCAAAAAUUGUUCGCGUGAUUGUUGCAGGUGGAGUUUUUGCAAAUUACUCCAAUGAAAGUUCACUCAAAGAAUCUGAUGUGAUAUCCUCAGCUUGUACAGUCGAUACUUUCUGUGCAGCCGUCAGUUCCGUGGCGCCUCUAGAUCUAAUGCCGGGCAGCAAAGACCCUACUGGCAUUAUGUUACCCCAAAAACCUUUUCAUUAUUGUUUGUUUCCAAAAGCCAUUGAAUAUAAAUCAUUUAAUAGAGUAUCUAACCCAUAUGAAUGCGAUAUUGGAGGAUUACUUUGUUUGGGAUCUUCAGGAGAAUCUGUGAAAGACAUUAGGAGAUAUAGUAAAAUGGAUGAUAAUUUAGAAGUUAUGCGGAAAAUGUUGGACUGGAGACACAUAGCACCCACAUGUCCUGAUACAGUGCCAUGCACACCAUGCAUUGAUUCUGAUCCAUUUGUUAUACAAAACUGCCCUGCCAUUUAUUUUAGUGGAAAUAGUGAAGUGUUUGCAACUGAUAUGUAUGAAGGGAAUAUUGGUCAACGUGUGAGAUUGGUGUGUGUGCCAGAUUUUUGCACAACUAAAACUAUUGCUCUUGUUAAUAUGGCAAAUUUGGAUUGUUAUAGUAUGAAAUUUGGGUAGUAUGUACUGUUUUGCUUCGAAUAUUUUUUUUCAAAAUAAACGAAAACAACAAAUUA